AUGCCGUUUGGUAGAGCUGGGAUUUUUCGUCAUGCAGACCCUCAAAAAGUUUGUGAGGUAUGGAAGAUUCUAGAGUCGAAUAGAGGCCAGAAGCAGUCUGUCCCAGUGGAUAAAUUAAUACGGCCUCUCCGAAAGGUGCUUGAUAUGCAGGACGACAGCAUCAGACUUUUGUUAACCGAAAUUGAGGGUGACGGACUUAUCGUAAAAGUUAACAGUUGUUCUGGGAAAGGUUGCGACAGUUAUCGCCUGCCUGACUUCCACCAUCAGUGUCCCCGACAACAUCAUGAUUGGUACUGUUUUCGGUGUCACAAACCGGGUGAAAUGUUACAUUGUAGCGAUUGCUUUCGUGCCUUCCACUCUGAUUGUGUGAAUGAUGACCAGCAUCCGACCCCUCACCCACGCAAUAUGCGCUCUCCGGGUCCUUUAGAUGAUGACGCGAGUGACUUUACCUGUCCUGUUUGUGAAUCAAGGCCGAAGUGUGAAUUUUCUCGUAAACAGAUUCGAAAACUGCUUGAAUUUGCCACACACAACUUGCGUAAGCAACCUUCCUGGAAGCAUUUCAAUCAAAUAGGAUAUCCUGGUGACAUCGACAAAAAUGAAUACAUCGUGUACAAAUAUGUGGACAUGGAUCUGCUUCAACGGAAGAUAAAAGACGGGCGCUAUACUGCGUUGGAGUUCUUUGCUAUGGAUGUCGAACUUCUUGUUCACGACGUUUGUCUUCUCUUUGGUCCAUUUAGUAAUGAUGCGGAUGAAGCCAGAUUUCUGCUUCGUUCUGUUAAUAAUGAGAUAACAGAAAUUCAGCUCUGUACGGACUGUUAUAUAAACGCGAAAGCCCGCGUGGGUGAUUGGAUUACGAAGCCCUGCAAACCUCCUCAUGAAUUCAUAUGUGCGUGCAAUCGUUCUGCUGCCGGUGCUGGCUUAUUUGACAACGCAAGUAUUCGGCAUUGUUACUGGCCAGCAAAAAUUCUCUUGGAAAGGGAUGAUGGAUAUGAGAUUCGUUUCUUUGGCGGUACCCAUGAACGGGCCUUUGUGAAAAAGACCCAUACGGCUCCAUUCGUACUUCCCGAGAUCGAUCCAGCCUUCCAUCGACGAGCUUUGGCUGGCGCUCAUAACGUUCCCACCUCUCUUAUUGAACGGGCCUGGAAUGAGGUGCGGAAGUUGCAGGCCAACCUCAACUCCGGAUACUACUCUCACUCCUCUGGCGAGUCUGAUAUGCCUCCUUCAGAUGAUGAUUACACUGACGAAAUUUACAUUCGUCCUCGUCGACACGCGGCAGUGUCUCUCUCUAACAGUCCACGUUCCUCUGCCACGGCAAACUCAGCAAAACUGAAGUCGACAAAGAAAAGAGCGAAAAAUUUGGCUUCCAGUGAAGGAAGUUCCUGCGCCUCUUCUCAUUCCUCAAUAUCGUCUCCGUCACAACACUCGAGCGGUCGUUUCAGCAGCGACACUCACCGUCGCAGUUCAAAUAAUCGUGGUGGCGAUUAUCGGCGACAAAAAACUGGAAGGACUCCUACCUCUAAAGCCAUCAGUGCAAACUCUAAACUGACUGCAUCCGCAAAACAACGUUUCAGCACUGAGACUACCUCUCCGGUGGCGGCAGCAGCGCUUUCUGCUCUGGCGGAGACUAAGGCAGCUGUUGCUGCUGCCUUCAGCAAAAAACGUAGCAGCGCCUUUGGUGACUCCGUGAUGGAUACUUCGGUAAAUCCUCAGCGGAGAGGGAGAGGUCGUCCACGCGGUAGCGGAAUGAAGAAACGCAAGCGAAAAACUUCCUCUUCUGCUUCGCUUUCUUCACUCUCACACUCGGUUUCAGAUGGCGAAAACUACAAGAUGCCAAACAGUCUUAGCACCUCGAGUAAAAAGAAAAAUCGGCCCGCGAGUACAACAACCUCAGCAGAAUCUGAUUCGAAUGACGAAAAAGCAAGUUUUUUUCUUCACCUGACUGGAUCGUCAUGGUCUCCUCACAGUAAAAAAUACAGUCAGCGGGGUGGCGCCUCAAAGAAGCGAACAAACGGUCAUUUGACAUCGAAAGCUGCAUUGGACUCUCCACAAAGUAGUUAUAUGUCAAACAACAAUAGCUUACCUCGGCACACCUCUCUUAGUACCUUAGCUCGACGUCCUCGUGGUCGUCCCCCAUUCUCUGGUGUGCGUGGUGGCAGCAGUCGGAAGACCCCCUCCUCCUCUCGUAAGAAAGCGAAAUCUAACGCACAUUCAGAGUCGGACUCGGAGUUGACCGAUCGCUGUUCAACUACUUUCCCGUCUCGUCGACCUCAAGCGACUCCUCUAGAGCAAACGCAAGUGAAGCGUCACAAGACGUCUUCGAGUGCUAGCCCCACAUCCACAUCCGAAUCAGGCAACUCCUCGGACGCUUCAGGCGACCGCAGACACCUCCUUCUGCGACGUCCACCCUUCGCUCCGCCAAUCUCCACGUCGUCGUCGGUAGCUGUCGUCGGAACCACACAGACGGCUGUUGCACCAUCUCUUAGCGGCAGCAGGGUGGAGAUCGGGUCUAUGUCUAGUUCCCCUUCUCUUUCACAGCAACAGCUUAGCAAGUCGGGAUUCACUGCCCUUGAGAUGGCUGGACGCAGCAGUGGGCUGGGUUCUGUACCGAGAUCGCACCUACCACCGAAUAAGAGGCUGGCAGCAGCUGCAGUUGCUGCCGGUUCUGAUAUUAAAAUUGAAUCUCCACCACAUUCUUCCACCGCUUCAUCAAUGCAUCCGGGUGGAGUUUCGCCUCGAAAACUAUCAAACAAACAGGUUCAGGCGAUGGGGGACGAUGAGGUCCAAGAGCCCCAGCAACGCAGUUGUGCCCGAUGUAAGGAGAACUUGGAGACUGUGCGUCGGCAGGCGAUCGCAGAGCAGCAGCGGGCACUAGGGGAGCUGGAGGCACGCCUCUCCGCCGAGCACUCCGCCGCUCUCGCUGCCGCGGUGGAGCGCGAGCGUACUCUUGCUCGCGAGACCCUUGACGCUGCAGAGGCGCGUUUCAAUGACGCCCUGGUGCAGGCCAAGCGACGUCAGUGGUGCCGCAACUGCCUUAAGGAAGCCAUCUACCACUGCUGUUGGAACACUUCCUACUGCUCCAUCAACUGCCAACAGACGCACUGGCACAAGGAACACAAACGACAGUGCCGUCGCAAGCGCUAG
Molecule: messenger RNA, 3141 nt
Organism: Echinococcus granulosus
Lineage: Eukaryota; Metazoa; Platyhelminthes; Cestoda; Cyclophyllidea; Taeniidae
Product: Zinc finger MYND domain-containing protein
Exons: 7
Coding region: 1-3141 (1046 amino acids)
Biological process (GO): regulation of transcription elongation by RNA polymerase II
Molecular function (GO): protein binding; transcription corepressor activity
Source: RefSeq, a predicted model, not a curated record